This is a messenger RNA of Sciurus carolinensis (gray squirrel), 4261 nucleotides long. RefSeq names its product glucosylceramidase beta 2 (gene Gba2). Bases 269 to 3028 code for a protein of 919 amino acids. The transcript has 17 exons. Lineage: Eukaryota; Metazoa; Chordata; Mammalia; Rodentia; Sciuridae. The record is from RefSeq and is a predicted model, not a curated record. Gene Ontology annotation, biological process: carbohydrate metabolic process; glucosylceramide catabolic process; central nervous system development. Gene Ontology annotation, molecular function: beta-glucosidase activity; glucosylceramidase activity. Gene Ontology annotation, cellular component: membrane.
AGGCCCGACCCUUCCCGCCCAGGACCUAGAGACACGACCGAAGGGAAGUCCGAGGCAGCUUUACCGCUGUCGCCGCCACCGCUGCAACGAGAGCUCCCCGCUUCUACCAAGCCACCAGCUCACCCCAACUUUCCCCAGCGCCCUGUCCUCCCCGACGGCACCUAACCACUACCUGCGCCCGCGUCUGGAUUUGGCUUGCGACCUACUUUGUGUCAGAGGUCUCGGGACCGGGGCCAUCGAGGUUGUGGGCACCCAGGAUCCAGGGAACAUGGAAACCAGCGUCCCAGCCUCGGAGCAGAUCAGCAGUGCCAAAGGGGAUCCCCAGCUUUAUCACCCUGAAGCAAUUGGGAGCGCUGAGGCUGUGCAGGUUAUAGACUUCGAGAGCCCUGAGGACUGUCGACGCCAAAAUGAACCAGGCUACUGCAAUCCGGAGGACUCUGGGCAGCUGAUGGCGUCCUAUGAAGGGAAAGCUAGGGGCUACCAGGUGCCUCCUUUUGGCUGGCGCAUCUGCCUGGCGCACGAGUUUGCAGAGAAGAGGAAACCCUUUCAAGCUAACAACAUCUCCCUAAGCAACCUGGUAAAACAUUUGGGCAUGGGCUUGAGGUACUUGAAGUGGUGGUACCGGAAGACCCAGGUAGAGAAGAAGACACCUUUCAUUGACAUGUUCAACUGUGUACCCCUGAGACAGAUCUAUGGUUGUCCCUUGGGUGGCAUUGGGGGAGGCACUAUCACCCGUGGCUGGAGAGGCCAAUUCUGUCGUUGGCAGCUUAACCCUGGAAUGUACCAGCACCAGACAGUCAUUGCUGACCAAUUCACAGUGUGCUUGCGUCGGGAGGGGCGAACUGUAUACCAGCAAGUUCUGUCCCUGGAGCGCCCAAGUGUCCUGCGCAGCUGGAACUGGGGAUUGUGUGGGUACUUUGCUUUCUACCACGCCCUCUAUCCCCGAGCCUGGACUGUCUAUCAGCUUCCUGGCCAGAAUGUCACCCUCACCUGCCGUCAGAUCACACCCAUCUUGCCCCAUGACUACCAGGACAGCAGCCUACCUGUAGGAGUCUUUGUAUGGGAUGUGGAAAAUGAAGGAGAUGAAGCUGUGGAUGUGUCCAUUAUGUUCUCCAUGCGGAAUGGACUAGGGGGUGGAGAUGAUGCCCCAGGGGGUUUGUGGAAUGAGCCCUUCUGUCUGGAGCAAGACGGGGAGACUGUUCAGGGACUUCUGCUGCAUCAUCCAACCCUUCCAAAUCCUUACACCAUGGCUGUGGCUGCACGACUCACGGCAGAUACCACGGUAACCCACAUCACAGCCUUUGACCCUGACAACACUGGGCAGCAGGUGUGGCAGGACCUACUUCAGGAUGGACAGCUGGACUCCCCCGCUGGCCAAAGCACCCCCACACAGAAAGGAGAAGGCAUCGCUGGGGCUGUAUGUGUUUCCAGCAAGCUGCCACCUCGAGGACAGUGCCGCCUGGAGUUUUCACUGGCUUGGGACAUGCCCAGGAUCAUGUUUGGAGCUAAGGGCCAAGUCCACUACAGGCGGUACACAAGAUUCUUUGGCCGAGAUGGUGAUGCAGCACCUGCCCUGAGCCACUAUGCACUGUGCCGAUAUACAGACUGGGAAGAUAGGAUCUCAGCUUGGCAGAGCCCGGUAUUAAAUGACAGAUCCUUGCCUGCCUGGUACAAAUCUGCACUGUUCAAUGAACUAUACUUCUUGGCUGAUGGAGGCACAGUAUGGCUGGAAGUUCCUGAGAACUCCCUACCAGAAGAGCUGGGAGGGAGCAUGUCUCAGCUCCACCCCAUUCUGCAGGACUAUGGUCGAUUUGGCUAUCUUGAGGGCCAGGAGUAUCGCAUGUACAAUACAUAUGAUGUUCAUUUUUAUGCCUCCUUUGCCCUCGUCAUGCUCUGGCCCAAACUUGAGCUCAGUCUACAGUAUGACAUGGCUCUGGCAACUCUCAGGGAGGACCUGACACGGCGACGAUACCUGAUGAGUGGGGUAAUGGCACCUGUGAAGAGGAAGAACGUCAUCCCCCAUGAUAUCGGAGACCCAGAUGAUGAGCCGUGGCUCCGGGUCAAUGCAUAUUUGAUCCAUGAUACUGCUGACUGGAAGGACCUGAACCUGAAGUUUGUGCUACAGGUUUAUCGGGACUAUUACCUGACGGGUGACCAAGGCUUCUUGAAGGACAUGUGGCCUGUGUGUCUAGCUGUGAUGGAGUCUGAAAUGAAGUUUGACAAGGACCAUGAUGGACUCAUUGAGAAUGGAGGCUAUGCAGACCAGACUUACGAUGGAUGGGUCACCACAGGCCCCAGUGCUUACUGUGGAGGGCUGUGGCUGGCAGCUGUGGCUGUGAUGGUCCAGAUGGCUCUUUUAUGUGGGGCACAAGACGUCCAGGAUAAGUUUUCUUCCAUCCUCAGCAGAGGCCAAGAAGCCUAUGAGAGACUGCUAUGGAAUGGCCGUUAUUACAACUAUGAUAGCAGCUCCCAGCCUCAAUCUCGUAGUGUCAUGUCUGAUCAGUGUGCUGGACAGUGGUUCCUGAGGGCCUGUGGCCUAGGAGAAGGAGACACUGAGGUAUUUCCUACCCCACAUGUGGUUCGUGCUCUCCAAACCAUCUUUGAGCUCAACGUCCAGGCUUUUGCAGGAGGGGCCAUGGGGGCAGUAAAUGGGAUGCAGCCCCAUGGUGUCCCUGAUAGAUCCAGUGUGCAGUCUGAUGAAGUCUGGGUGGGUGUGGUCUAUGGGCUAGCAGCGACCAUGAUCCAAGAGGGCCUGACUUGGGAGGGCUUCCAGACAGCUGAAGGCUGCUACCGUACUGUGUGGGAACGCCUGGGCCUGGCUUUCCAGACCCCAGAAGCAUAUUGCCAGCAGCGGGUAUUCCGCUCACUGGCCUACAUGCGGCCACUGAGCAUCUGGGCCAUGCAGCUGGCCCUGCAACAGCAGCAACACAAAAAGGCUUCCAGGCCAAUAGUUGAACAGGGCACAGGACUAAGAACAGGGCUUAAAUGUGGACCAAAGGAAGCCUUGACAAACCUAAGCCCAGAGUGAGCCCUCUGAACUGUGGGAGCCCAGCCUCUGGCCUGGUUGUUGCUCCUUCCCCCAAACCUGCAGCCCUGAGCCACCAGGACAAUCAUGCCUCUCCCUUUCCCCCACCCAGCUGUGCCAGUAAAGAGGGGCUGAGGGCGAACCAGGCAUCAGAAUCACUUAUUUAUUUCCUUACCCCUUCUCUCACUGCAUGAAAUGUUUGAGGAGGUCAGCUGAUUUCCCCAGAUCCAUUCAUGGGAUAAUACACACAUGGGUACAAAUAAAAGACCCACAAAGCCAGUAAGUGUGGUGUGCUUGAGCCCUUAGGCAUCCUAACAGGGCACAGGAGUGAACGUCAACCCUCUCCCAUUCCGUUUGGACAGACACAGGGGCAGAGGUGGGCUUUCGCUGAGACACCCUAUAUUCUCACAUUUAACCUGAGUAUCUGUCCUGCAAGAUGACAGGUGAUGGGCUGUGGGUAGGGAGCCAUCCCCCAUUUUCUGUGAGAUUUGCCUGCAAGGGAAGAGUGGGACCUGAGCAGAGGGGCUCUGAGAACAAGUUGGGGAGUGGCCACUGCAGAGGAGGCUCUUCCUGAGGAGCCGGAGGCAUGCGAUACUGCAGGCAGGAAGAGUUGCCAGAGGCCUGGAGCAUAUGUUCUGAGCUGUCCAGUAACUGGUUUGUGCUGUCCUUUGGUACAUCUGACUGCAGUGCAGGCAGUUCCAGCUGAUGCUGGUCCUCAAUGGGGAGGGCACGAAGCUGGCGGAACACUGAGAACACAAAGACCUGUUAGGAAACAACACAGAAGGAGCCUAGGCCCCUCCAAGCCUGAAAGGUAUCCUUAAUCCUCUUACCAAUGUGCUCAGCCGGCAGGCUCCCCCUUGUGUCCGAGGAGUACAUGGCAGGCACAAGGAGGAGGCAGAAGGAGAAUAGUAGGACCUAGAGCACAGAAAAAAGGGGAUAAAGCGAUCUGAAAUGUAAUCCUGUGUCCAACCCUGAGGAAUCCCUCCUCCCAACACCAUCCUCACCAGGACACAGGUGCUGCUGCUGGUGGUUUUGUUUGAUAUCUCAAUCACCAUGGCCUGGAGUUUCCUCAGCUGAUCUAGAAGGGACCUAGGAGAAGAGGGUACUGUAGUGAGCACUCUUUGCUGGCACCCUGCCACAGUGAAAACCUCCUGUUAUGGCCACCUCCUCCCUCUGUGCCCUGAAUCCUGUCUCAUUUUUUGUCCUAUUUUUGCAAAUGAUUUAUCUCUAUGAACA